AAGAAAACCUAAAUAAAUUUCUUAAUAAAAAAAAAUAUAUACUCAAUAUAUCAGCCCUUCCGUUCAGUGCUGGCUAGGGUUGGCUAGAAGAUAUGUCAGUUGACGAGAAGGCGGGACGUCCUGAUUAAAGGGCAAAGAAAAUCGCCCAAUGGGAGCGCAAAGAUGAUCCUUUCAUUUAGUCUGGUCUGUCUUGUUUACAUGAAGCGUUCAGCUUAGCCUUUUAUCAAGAAACAUGCAGCAAAAGAUUUGACAGCUGGAGGUGACAGAAACACCAUCGUUGAACUGUAUUGUCUGUGCAAAACAAUACGUUGAGAAGACUGCUGAAAUAAGAGUUCUGUUUCCAAAGGGUGAAGUGUCUUUAGGGCCGUGGCAAAAAGAAACAUUGCCUGGGAAACAAAAAUAUUUGUUGUCUGCAGCAUGGAUUUUGGUGUGUGAGAGUCAUAAAGAGCAAAAAAAAGAUGCCAUACAGCAACAGAGAACUGGUGAAAGAUUUUAUAAGCUACAAACUGUCCCAAAAAAACUUAGUGUGGAACCAGGUUAAUGGGGAUGGUAGGACUGUUAGUGCUGGGGUCCUGGAUCCGGACACCGAAAGGGACGGGGGCCACGUCAACGGAUCCAUAAACGGGACGGACAAUGGGAGCAGCCUGGUCGGGAUCAAGGCAGUGAAGGAGGCCCUGCGAGAUUCGGGGGAUGAGUUUGAGCUGAGAUACCGUCGGGCGUUCAGCGACCUCUCCUCCCAGCUGCACAUCACCCCGGGCACAGCCUACCAGAGCUUCGAGCAGGUGGUGAACGAACUCUUCCGGGAUGGGGUGAACUGGGGGCGCGUGGUGGCGCUUUUCGCUUUCGGCGGGGCGUUGUGUGUGGAGAGCGUGGAGAAGGAAAUGGGGUCCCUGGUGGGGCGGAUAGCAGACUGGAUGACUACCUACCUGGACAGCAACAUAGAGCCCUGGAUACAGAGGCAAGGAGGCUGGGACACCUUUGCUGCGCUCUACGGGAGGGAUGCAGCAGCCGAGAGCAGGAGGUCUCAAGAAAGCUUCAUGAAGUGGCUGUUUGCUGGAAUGACUCUGGCUACCGGUCUCGUCGUCGGCUCCUACAUUGUACACAAGCGCUUGUAGAGCUGACGAGACACUCGCCACGCGACAAGGAGAAACACUCAACCAGAACCAUGUUGAGCAAAUGACUCUGCACACACACACACACACACACACACACAGGUGUCUCUCUGCAAUACCAAACUGCUUUGCAAAUGACUCUGCAUCCCCACACACACAGACGUCUCUCUGCAAUACCAAACUGCUUUGCAAAUGUCACAUUCCAGCCCCGGUGCUCAGGAUCUCCACCUUUUCGAUUUUUUGUUUGUUUGUUUUGUUUUGUUUUCUCUCCCAGGAUGACCUAAAUAAAACUUCAACACAACCUAAAAAAAAAAGAAAAAAACAUGCCGGCGGGUGGUUUCCUAAAGCGAGAUAGAUUUAGAAGUGAGAAAACUGACUUAAAGACUGUGUGAAGGACCAGUAGAGCCUGGCUGGCAAUCGGUGCCCGGUUCUUUUCUGACUCUUGUAACUGUCACUGCAGAGCGCAGACUGUUCUAGUUCACUGUGUUUUAAUACAUGUCACCACUGAGUAACAGCCUGGCCUCAGGUGCAUGUCAUUCCACUACACGCAUCUUUGCCAGGCUGGUCAGGACAGGUUGGCUUUUCUUUUCUUCUUUUUUUUCUGUUCAUCUGACCACAUGAAAGAAAGGAGAGAAGAGAACCCAUCACAUCGGACUUAAACCCUUGACACUGUGUAGUUAUAGAAACCGUUCUAUUGAUCCGAUGCUACUGCUGUACUAGUUCAAUAUUGCGACGCAGAAUAUGUAAGCAUCCAUUAAAGUCACAAGGAUCUCGCGAUUGUUCAUUAUCCGUGGGUUAAGACCACAGAGGCUAAGCAUGUGAAUGAUGCUUGACUGCUUGAGCAUGAUUCAGUUGAGGCUUCUGCUGCUGCUGCUGCACUAAUCUCAUUUUGAUCCGAUAUUUCCGGUUAGUCAGGCAGCUCUGUUUAUGAAAACAGCUACAGUCGCAUAAGACUGUGUCAUACACUCCCAUUGAUCCGGAUCAGUCGAAUCCUUGUGACUUCUGUGUACGUCAUUGCUUUGUGACACAUUCUGCCCAUCCUUUCAAAGAUUAUAAUAAUUAUUAUUAUUAUUAUUAUUAUUAUUAUUAUUAUUAUUAAUAUUUUUUUUUUUUUUUUUUUUUUUUUUUUUCCCCCCCAAUUACUAAACUUUUUUUCUUUUUCAUUUACUAAACUUUUAACUGGAUUUUUUCAAAUUUAAAAGUUCAUUCAAUAAAUGCAGUGAAUGUAUGUGGAGCAGUCAUAUUUGCUAAAAUGUUGAUGUGUUCAUCAAAUCAAAAAAUAUAUGUUGUUUUAUGUACCCAUUUUUUCCUCUAAAGUGCAACCAUUUCUGCAUUCAAAUGUUGGAUGAUAACUUCAAUCAUAAAUGACCAUAACAGGUUUUAAUCUACCAUUGUUUUUUGAAUAGCACACUCUGCCACUCUGUGGUGGAAUGUUGUAAUAACUGCGAUGGCCAACACACUUUUUCUGCACACCCCUGUAAUGUAAGUGGUGACAACACUGUAAGCAAACAGUAUGUAUGGUCAUGUAUCUUUAACACACCAGAACGGAGUGCAUUUCCAGAUGCUUAAGUCAGUUCAGUAAUAAUAUCAAACAUCGUGCUGGAGCCGCUUCUGCUAAAUUACAAUAUUUCCUAAUUUCUUGGUUACUUUUUCAAACUGUGCUGACUUGUAUUUGUCCUAAAACAAAAUCAGAUGUGUGACUUGGGCAGGUUUUUACUUAACAUCAUGAAUGCAUAAGCAACCCUACCCCUAAUGCUGAACCCCUGUGCUGUUUGCCGGUGUUCAAACACUGCCUGUAAGGAGGGAACGGGUCCUUGGGUCCCAGGGUUCCUCUGACGGGGGUACUUCUGGGGUAGCUGCCAAGCCGUCCUAUCAACGUCCACAAUAUGAAGUGUUUAGUGUUGCUAAUAGAUGAUUAGAAUGAGGCAUCCUGGGGACUGGAGUUGCCCGCCCUGGCUUAAAGCAGCCCUGCAUUCAGGGGUUGUAGCUUCUGUUAAUUUGUAUGUAAUAGUUAUAUAUUCCAUACAACCUAAUUGAGAACAUGGUUGUUUUUUUUUGUUUUUUUUGUUUUGCUUGAGGUCGUUUCUAUGCUGCAUCUUACUUUUCAAGUUCUUAUGCCAGAAUAACCAAUGCAGCACUACAUUACCUACUGUAGUUGAAAAAUUAAACUCAAUUUAGUAUACUUUCAUUAGAAUAUUUAAUAAACAAUGUUAUUUAAAUAUAUUAUUCCAUGUACAGCAUAUACAAUGUUUUCACGUUGCCUUAAUUUGUUAAUACAUGCAUUUUUUUUUUGUUUGUUUUUUUGAGUGAAAGAUGAUUUGUUUGAGCUCUUUCUGCAAGGGAGAGUGUGUAUUUAUGGGCUUGAAUUUGUUCACCUUAGUUAAAGUUCAUGUAAACCUUAGAACACAAAAAGGAAAACCUGACUUCUUUUAAAAGCUUUUUCAAUUAAUUUGUUCAAUCAAAUCUGUAUGGGAGACUACCUGUAUAGGACAGCCUCUUUUGUAGUUAUUCCCAACUAUUGAAUCCUAGUAUAUCUCUCUAUCUAUCUAGCUUGAAUAUAUACAUGUCCGCUGUAUAGAGACAGUAGUUUAUAACCUGUAUAUAACAACACCUGUAUAUAAAGACUACCCCCCUUAGUUGUUUUUAUAAACAGGUUUGACUCAUCAUUUCUUUUUUUUUUUUCAUUUGUGUGGAUCCCUUCCAAAGUUCACCUCUGUAAAAUUUAAUUUAAUUUGGAAUUGUGACCAAAUACAGUAUACUUCUGCAAAUUCAAGCCCUGUUAUUACCUUAUGAAAAAAAAGAUAAUUUAACUUAAAUGUAUAUAUUUUUGUUGCACAGAAAAUAGAUUUAUCAUUUUUGUUAAUGUCUGUUAUAGCUAUUUGGUGAGCUUGAACAGUAGAAAGUAGAAAUGAAACACUGCUGUUUGGUGUAAAAGCCCAGCAUACAGCAUGUUUAUGGAAACCCAGAUAAAGUGGCCAACAUGCAUGUAUUUCAGUGUAUGUAGACUGUAAAUACCUGGGCAGGGAACCUCUGCAGAGUUUGCAGAGCAGUCUAGGAAACAGGCAGACAAUUGACUGCAGUUUCAAAGCCGCCUUUUCUCUAUAAACUUUGUUCUGGCUUAACUAUACACAUGAUGUCAUCGAACCCUCGGGUCAGUGGCACAACGGUUAGAUCAAGAUGUUGAGACUGUUUGCAGGCAGAGUUUAGCUGCUCUCUGUUCUCUGUUGAUUGUGUAGCUGUAGAUGUUCUAGCUGAAGGCAGAGGUUGGUUAGGCACGGGAGGGUUGUAAGUUUAUACAACUAACAGAGUGAAUGCUGAGCAGUAUUUUGCUUACACUUUUGAUGUACCACUUGAAUCCUAAUAAAUGGAUUGCUCUCUGCUUGCAACCUGAAUGGCAUUUCUCAAUGUUUCACCUGGGUGGCUCUUGCAUUCAGAAUAGGGGACAUUUGGAGAAGUGGGGGGCACAAAUAACAUUGCUUCAUAGAGCUGAAGUGACAACAGCUAGCUGAGAAUAUAUUUAAACAACAAACCUUGUUUUAUAAUCAUUGGAAUUAACGCACGCACGCACAGGCUGGACUGAAAUGAGACACCUAAGACACUGCACAGUUCACACUGAGCAUUCAUGACAACCAUGCUGACCGAGGCACAUAGCAACAGCAGGGUCCAGCCAUCGCUCGGGAUGGAGGAGAAGGAUUCUCAUUACUUUCAAGACAACCAAGUGAAAAGAAAAGGGCCUGUUGGUGGCAACUAGUCCUGUUUAAAAAUACACUUCAUUAGAGAUUUAAGACGUCUAUGUCUUAUAUUACUAUACAAUAGAGUGGUAAAAGAUUCAUUAAAAUUUGAUCAGUUUUACGUGGGAGUAAUUUCCUCCAAGACCGAACGUACAGUAAUCAAGCACAUGGUAACCCCCCCACACCCCAAUACAUUUACAGGCAACUAAAAACAGGUUUUGUAUUUGUAUCAGGCAAGUUCAUAUUAUCAUUCACUGGCUUGUUGUGGUAAGGGUGAUUUAUAAUGCAACUGUGUAGUACUAGUUUAAUUGUACAUGAUAGAGGGGGCGUUUGCAUGUAAGCACUGUGUUUAACAGGCCGUUCUGCCGUACAGUAAGUGAGUUUAUUGAGUUAGAAGACCAAGCUGGAAUUUCAGUAUUCCCUCCCUUGAUGUGUCUAAUAAAGCUUGAGCUGGUAUCUA
Molecule: messenger RNA, 5303 nt
Organism: Acipenser ruthenus (sterlet)
Lineage: Eukaryota; Metazoa; Chordata; Actinopteri; Acipenseriformes; Acipenseridae
Product: bcl-2-like protein 1
Exons: 4
Coding region: 459-1115 (218 amino acids)
Biological process (GO): negative regulation of intrinsic apoptotic signaling pathway; extrinsic apoptotic signaling pathway in absence of ligand; intrinsic apoptotic signaling pathway in response to DNA damage
Cellular component (GO): mitochondrial outer membrane
Molecular function (GO): protein heterodimerization activity; protein homodimerization activity
Source: RefSeq, a predicted model, not a curated record